UGCGUUUAGCAUCAUGCUGUGAGUGCUGUUAGUCAGAGCAUAAACAGCCUUUGGGCCGGAUGUGGCUUUCUUCAAGUAGGCUGGCUCUUUGACCGGGGGGAUUCAUUCUGCAACAGGCGGAGAGAGGGACCAAGGCAGGAUGAAGAGGUUAUUUGUGCUCGUGCUGUCUCUCACCUUACUGAUUUUCUUCUCAGGGGCCUCCCCGAUUCUGACGGAAAAGCAGGCCAAACAGGUCCUGAGAUCCCGGCGCCAGGACAGGCCGAGCAAACCCGGGUUCCCCGAUGAGCCCAUGAGGGAAUACAUGCACCAUCUGCUCCGCCUGGAACGCCGUGCUGAGGAGCAGUUCCUGGAGCACUGGCUGAACCCUCACUGCAAGCCCCACUGCGACAGGAACAUGGUCCAUCCUGUGUAAGCAGCUCGGGACCAGCCCCCGCAAGCAUUUUGAUAAACAGCGGCCCGGAUACUAUUGAAACAAGAUGAGGCUCCUUUCGUUUCUUUUUUCGGCUGUGGAAUGGACGUCUUCAGGCUUUGUGAAUUGUGGGCACAGCAGAGGUUGCCUUGGGGAUUGAUGGCAGGUAUUUGUGCUGCUUCAUUUGACUAACGUGCACAACUCAUUAAAACCAAUCGCUUAAACUCCAGGCCCCCCUCCCUGCCCCGCAAUGGCCUUCCUACCACUGCGGCAGGGUGAGCAGAGGGAGAAUCCUUCCUGGGGCCGGUGGAGCUGGGGCCUCCAGAACAGGAGAGGGGUUAGAGAGCAAGCCUUGUUCUGCUAAGUGAAGCACACCACUUGGGGCGGCAGGGGGUUUGGUCAUCGCUUUUUUUUUUUUUCCCCUCUCCUUUUCUGCUGUAAUAAACACUGGUGUUAAGCCUG
Molecule: messenger RNA, 871 nt
Organism: Delphinapterus leucas (beluga whale)
Lineage: Eukaryota; Metazoa; Chordata; Mammalia; Artiodactyla; Monodontidae
Gene: C19H17orf67
Product: chromosome 19 C17orf67 homolog
Source: RefSeq, a predicted model, not a curated record